Messenger RNA from Hippocampus zosterae (dwarf seahorse), 732 nucleotides. RefSeq lists its product as uncharacterized. Gene Ontology annotation, cellular component: axoneme. The record is from RefSeq and is a predicted model, not a curated record. Gene Ontology annotation, molecular function: dynein heavy chain binding. The transcript has a single exon. NCBI's taxonomy places the organism in Eukaryota, Metazoa, Chordata, Actinopteri, Syngnathiformes, Syngnathidae.
AUGAAGGCUCCGAAUUCCGGCAUCCAGGCGCCGCAGUCACUGGUGAAGUACGGCAACCAGGUGCUCGUGAGCUCUGGCAAGAAGAAGGAUAAGAAGGACACGAAGUCGGCCGCCUCGGGCAUCGAGGCCUACAAGGAGGACAUCCUUAAUUCCAUCCUCCCACCCCGGGAGUACACGCACGACAAACAGCAGCUGUUCAUCCAGUCGGUGAGCGCCACCCCGGCUACCCCGCAGGACGUGCUCGACCUGCAGGAGGAGCUAGACAAGAGGCUGCAGCACAAGCAGGCCCGCGAAACGGGCAUCUGCCCUUUCCGCGAGUAGCUCUACGCGCAGUGCUUCGACGAGCUGAUCCGGCAGAUCACGAUCAACUGCGCCGAGCGAGGGCUGCUGCUGGUGCGUGUGCGGGACGAGAUCAGGAUGACCAUCCAGGCCUACCAGACCCUCUACGAGUCCUCGAUCGCCUACGGCAUGCGCAAGAGCCUGCAGUCGGAGCAACGCAAGAAGGAGAUGGAGCUGAAGAUAAACACUCUCCGGAGCGAAUGCCUGGAGCUCGAGCGGCAGGUCGACUAGCUGGAGCACAAGAUCGAGGACAUCGAGAAGACCGACAAGGAGCAGCGGGACAUCGAGGAGGUCAACCACAAGAACAACGUCGAGGGCCAGAAAAAGACCAACAACAUCCUCAAGGAGGAACUCGAAAAGCUGCUCUCUGCGCCCCAGCUCCAAAAGAAAUGA